UGACUUCUCCGUUAUGGACAGAACCGUCCGCCUUGCGAAGGAGAACGGCGUACGUGUCGGAGCACACCCGUCUCUUCCUGACCGCCAGGGGUUUGGACGGCGCGAGAUGAUCAUGGAUCCUGAGGAGCUUGCGCAAUGCUUUGUCUACCAGGUCGGCGCGCUCAGCGGCUUUCUGACGCGACAUGAUCUCCCGCUCAACCAUAUUAAGCCUCAUGGCGCUGUGUAUGGUAUGCUCGCACGCGAUAUCAGCCUCGCGCGGGCUGUCAUGGGCGUCGCCAAGACCUUCGAUGUCCCGUUUAUGGGUCUCGCGGGCACCUGCCACCAAGAGGCUGCCAGAGAAGCAGGCGUACCAUUCAUCGCAGAAUGGUUUGCCGAUCUGGAAUAUAGCCCCGACGGAAAGCUGCUGAUCACGAAGAAGCAUGAUCCUGUGCCGGUAUCUGUUGUCCGAGGACGGGUGAACAAGCUCUUGAACGAAGGCCUGAUCACGACAGCUGCAGGCUUUCUGCCUCUUGCACCUGGUGUCAAGGAGGUCUCAAUAUGCUGUCACUCUGACACACCGGGCGCUGUGGAGAUUGCACGAGCAGUCAAAGAGCUUGUUGAUGCGAACAAUGCAGCGCUAGUAUAAUUGUAUGGAAGCGCAUAGUUCGAAGGAAGUAGACAGUUACUGCAAUCAAACGAGCAGCAAUCUACAAUAUAACGGGUUACAUUCCAUUGCGCGAGGGCGUAACCUAAAACGGAGCCAGAAAUAUGUUAUUUGACAUCUCUUAUGAGUACAUUCGAUAGCCCACUGUAUGGGCAGCAAAAGCACGCCAGUAUACGACAUGAGCUGCAACACGGCAGAUUGAGGAGACAUCAUGUCGUACCUGCCACUGGGCCUACGACCAUCGGUGCCUCUUGAAUAGGCUGUGUCGUCCGCGGUCGUGCAAGGAGCGGCGCCCGCUCGUCCGCGACAGGCGGUGUACUGCGUCCGUCCUCGUCCUCGUCUGUGUCCUUGCCGCCUGCGCACCGGCACAAGCGCAUGGCGGUACGCCCAAUGCAGGGGCGUCGGACCGAGGCGAGGUCCUGGCAGAACCCCGCACAGCAUGCACCAAGGACAGCGGAGCAGAAAGCGCCGCAAGCGUCCUCCAUCGACAUACUGGCUGCAAGGCGGCUGGACGAUCUUAUUCGUGUGAAAAAAACUCUGCGGACCAGAGUCAGAGGAUGCUCGCUGCACGCGUAGCAGGAGGGCGUAUUCUCUGUGAAUCAGCCACAGAGAGGUUACUCUCUGGGAUCUCUGAUAGUGCUAGGAAAAAGGAUUGCGUUCCUUCCGAGAACUGGACGAGACCGGAUGUCAUCG
Molecule: messenger RNA, 1336 nt
Organism: Phanerochaete carnosa HHB-10118-sp
Lineage: Eukaryota; Fungi; Basidiomycota; Agaricomycetes; Polyporales; Phanerochaetaceae
Exons: 9
Coding region: 14-625 (203 amino acids)
Biological process (GO): carbohydrate metabolic process
Source: RefSeq, a predicted model, not a curated record